AUGUCGAACGAAGAAUCGCACGAGGCUACAACAACAGGCCAAAAGCUGGUUCUGUUCAAGAGUCCUCUCAUAGGAAGAUCCGACUCGGGUAGUAGUGACAAUGGUCUUCCCGUCAAGCAGCCUACGGCUCCUGACAUGAGCCUGUUUGGCAAUCGAUACGACGAUGAUUGUCCACAAUUUCAAAAGCACGAGGAUGCUAGUUUACUCGAGCUUUUCUACGAUCUCUUCUUCGCCGCCAACUACACUGUCUUCAGCGAAACUCAGGGUGUCAACAGUGCCGACCGCUUCAAGGCCUAUGUCGGCUACUUUACUGUCCUUUGGAUCACCUGGCUAACGACGGGUCUAUACGAUGUUCGAUUUGUUACGGACAGCAUCUUUGAACGGGUUGCUCGAGGUAUUCAUCUUGGAGUCAUGGUUGGCUUUGCAGUGGUCGCUCCCAAGUUCAAACCCGAAGCCCAAGACAUGAGAACAAUGAGGACAUUCUCCAUCAUCCUCACAGUAUCCCGCCUUGCUCUAGCUAUUGAAUACGCAAGCAUCCUCUGGCACAUCCGAAAAUUCAAGAAACAAGCCCUCCCAAUGCUUCUCCAGAUCGGACUCAACUUCGUCCUCGCUAUGAUCUAUCUCGGUACCACAUUCCGCUUUACGAACCACAACAGUAACGUCUACAUCACUUGGUAUGUCCUAGCUGGUGUCGAGGUUGUUCUUACCUUUGUCUUGGCAUACAUUUUUCCUGUUCUCAGCUUCCAGGGAACACACUUGAUGAAGCGUAUGGGUCUUUUGACUGUAAUUAUCGUCGGCGAUGGGAUUAUCACUAUCUGUAAGAGUGUUGUCACUAUUGUUGAGAACCCUGAUUCGUGGAAUGCUGAGACUGUUGGUGUUGUCUUCGCUUCUGCAACUACAAUCUACGUCGUCUUCCUCGUCUACUUCGACUGGAUGAAGAACCCCUACCUCCCCAAAUUCCGCCAACAACUCUGGACGAUCAUUCACUAUCCCCUCCAUCUCGCCCUCUGCCUCUUCAUCCAAGGUUUCACCCAACUUGUCAUCUGGACCAAAGUCUUCAACGUGAUGAAGACAAUUAACCCCCUUGCAGGCAUUAACGAGGACGAUUAUGACAUCGAAGACGAAAGCGAAGUCACGACAAAGAUCGUGCGAGACAUCUUCGCCAAAAUCGUGCAAAACUUUUUCAAUCUCUUCACACCGCAGUACCUAGCGACGCAGGAAGCAGUCACAGAGUCUCUUGACCAGUUAUCUACUGUCAAUGAUACUUUCUGGGUACCGUUCUUCGAUUACGCUGCGACAGGACAGGGCGAGGACAAACUCAAUGCCACAGAAUUUGAGAUUGCGACGGAAGCUCUCAAGGGGCUUGGAAAUGCUAUGAAGCACGCUCUUCUCGAGAAAUUUAAAAUCAGUCUUGUCAAAGAGGUGGAAGAUUAUAACACAGCUCACAAUAUCACCGAUAUGACCGGCGUGGAACUCGAGGCCGAUCUAUCGAAAAGACUAGUAGAUCGCUUCCAUCUUAUUUUCAACUAUACUUAUAUCGCCGCGGGUGUUUCACUCAUCAUCAUGGUUGGUCUGGCUGCCAUGUCUCGUACAACCCGUUGGAGCAAAUGGGCCAUCGUUCGCCAUACCAUCUUUGUUCUUCUCGGCAUUGGAACAAGUCUCGUCGCCGUAGUCAAAUACAACGACGAACGAGCCGGGAAAUAUCAGACUAGUGGAUGGAUGAUACCCGCCAUCACUCUCGUCUGGGUCACUGUCCUCGUCUUGACUCAUCUUCGCAACCCGCCGCCUCUGUUCUUCAAGGGUAGCAAGUCUUUCUGGAGCAAGAACAAUGACUCGCAGACUUAUAGCCACGUUAUGCCUUCUGAGCAGCAGACCGCAUACAAGGGAGUUCCCAGCACCCAAGUCACUUCCUCGGUGUAG
Messenger RNA from Fusarium coffeatum, 1920 nucleotides. RefSeq lists its product as uncharacterized. The transcript has 7 exons. The record is from RefSeq and is a predicted model, not a curated record. NCBI's taxonomy places the organism in Eukaryota, Fungi, Ascomycota, Sordariomycetes, Hypocreales, Nectriaceae. Bases 1 to 1920 code for a protein of 639 amino acids.